This is a messenger RNA of Hyaena hyaena (striped hyena), 3113 nucleotides long. RefSeq names its product semaphorin 4A (gene SEMA4A). The transcript has 15 exons. Gene Ontology annotation, biological process: negative regulation of axon extension involved in axon guidance; semaphorin-plexin signaling pathway; axon guidance. The record is from RefSeq and is a predicted model, not a curated record. NCBI's taxonomy places the organism in Eukaryota, Metazoa, Chordata, Mammalia, Carnivora, Hyaenidae. Gene Ontology annotation, molecular function: chemorepellent activity; semaphorin receptor binding.
UCUGGUUUCCCGGAGCUCCCAGUGCUGGCUCUGGCGCUAUGGGUACCUGGCGCGCCACGCUCCCGGCCCAGCCGGGCUGAGCCUUGCGUCCCCUGUCCCCUGCCUCUGGGGCCUAGGACCCUGUCCUUCUUUCCCUUGGAUGCACCCCCACCCAAGAGUCUGGACACCCAGGGUUCUGCACUGUGGCUGGCUCGAGGAGCCAUCUGGUGACAGCCUCUGGCGGAGCAUGGCCCUCCUCGCCCCGGGCCUAGACCCCCGCAGCCCCCGGGGCCUCCCCUUCUUCUGGCUGCCCCUGCUGCCACUGCUGCUGACGGCGGGGGGCAGGGGGCAGGGGCCCCUGCCCAGGGUCAUAUACCAGGCAGGGGACGGACGCAGGGUCCUCAGCCUCUUCCACCAGAAGGGCCUCCAGGAUUUCGACACUCUGCUCUUGAGCGAUGACGGAGGCACUCUCUAUGUGGGGGCUCGAGAGGCCAUUCUGGCCUUGAACAUCCAGGACCCAGGGAUUCCAAGGCUGAAGAACAUGAUACCCUGGCCGGCCAGUGAGCGAAAAAAGAGCGAAUGCGCCUUUAAGAGGAAGAGCAACGAGACUCAGUGCUUCAACUUUAUCCGUGUCCUGGUCUCUCUCAAUGCCACCCACCUGUACGCGUGCGGCACCUUCGCCUUCAGCCCUGCUUGUACCUUCAUUGAACUCCAAGAUUCCUACCUGAUGCCCAUCUCCGAGGACAAGGUCGUGGAGGGGAAAGGCCAAAGCCCCUUCGACCCCGCCCAUAAGCACACGGCGGUCUUAGCAGAUGGGAUGCUCUAUUCUGGCACCAUGAACAACUUCCUGGGCAGCGAGCCCAUCUUGAUCCGCACGCUGGGACCCCAGCCCGUCCUCAAGACCGACAAUUUUCUCCGCUGGCUGCAGCCGGACGCCUCCUUCGUGGCAGCCAUCCCCUCGACCCAGUUCGUCUACUUCUUCUUCGAGGAGACAGCCAGCGAGUUCGAGUUCUUCGAGAAGCUCCACACCUCCCGCGUGGCCAGAGUCUGCAAGAACGACGUGGGCGGAGACAAGCUGCUGCAGAAGAAGUGGACCACGUUCCUGAAGGCGCAGCUGCUGUGCGCGCAGCCGGGGCAGCUGCCCUUCAAUGUCAUCCGCCACGCCGUGCUGCUGCCCGCCACGGCCUCCGCAGACGCCCGCGUCUACGCCGCCUUCAGCUCCCAGUGGCAGGUCGGUGGGACCAGGAGCUCUGCUGUCUGUGCCUUCUCUCUCAAGGACUUCAAGCGUGUCUUUGAGGGGAAGUACAAGGAGCUGAACAAAGAGACUUCUCGCUGGACAACUUAAGGGGUUCCCGAGAUCAGUCCCCGGCCAGGCAGCUGCUCCGUGGGCCCCUCCUCUGAUAAAGCCUUGACCUUCAUGAAGGACCACUUCCUGAUGGAUGAGCAGGUGGUGGGGACGCCCGUGCUGGUGAAGUCUGGCGUGGAGUACACGCGACUCGCGGUGGAGACAGUCCAGGGCGUCGACGGGCACAGCCACCUGGUCCUGUACCUGGGCACCACCACGGGGUCCCUGCACAAGGCCGUGAGGAGUGGGGACUACGCUGCGCAUCUGGCGGAGCAGAUCCAGGUGUUCCCGGAGCCGGAGCCUGUCCGCAACCUGCUGCUGGCCCCCGAGCAGGGCGCAGUGUUUGCAGGCUCCUCAAGGGGCAUCUGGCGGGUCCCCCGAGCCAACUGUAGCGUCUACGAGAGCUGCGUGGACUGUGUCCUCGCCCGGGACCCGCACUGCGCCUGGGAUCCGGAGUCCCGGGCCUGCCGCCUCCUGCCCACCCCCAUCCCGAAGUCCUGGAGGCAGGACCUGGAGCACGGGAACCCGCAGGUCGCCUGUGCCACUGGCCCCGUGGGCAGGAGCCGCCAGCCUCAGAGCCGCCCCGAGAUCAUUAAGGAAGUCCUGGCUGCGCCCAACUCCAUCGUGGAGCUCCCCUGCCCCCACCUCUCGGCGCUGGCGUCUUACGGCUGGACUCGCGGCAAAGCCAAAGCGGCCGUCGCGGAGGCGUCCACGGCCGUGUACGCCGGCGCCCUGCUGCUGCUGCUGCGGGACGGGGCGGGCGGCCUGUACCAGUGCUGGGCCACGGAGAACGGCUUCUCCCACCCCGUGGCCUCCUACUGGGUGCACAGCCAGGAUCGGCCCCUGGCCCUGGACCCCGAACUGGCGGGCAUCCCCCGGGAGCGUGUGGAGGCCCCGCUGACCAGGGUCGGUGGCGGGGCCGCCCCGGCCGCCCAGCGGUCCUACUGGCCGCACUUCGUCACGGUCACUGUGCUGCUGGCCCUGGUGCUGUGCGGGGCCCUCCUGCUCCUCCUCGCCUCCCCGCUGGGGGCGCUCCGAGCCCGGGGCAAGGUGCAGGGCUGUGGGACCCUGCCUCCCGGGGAGAAGGCCCCCCUGAGCAGGAAGCAGCACCCCCAACCUCUCAAGGACCGCAGGACCUCGGCCGGCGACGUGGAUGCCGACAACAACCACCUGGGCCCCGAGGUGGCUUAAACUGAGGGCAAGGCUGGGAUGUGCAGCCCUGCUGGGGGCGGGGGGGACCACGGAAGACCACUUUUCCUGCCACUCUGUGCCACCAGGAGCCCCCAGCGGGGCUGGACGCAGCGGCCGGGACCCCUGCGGGCCUUCCUCCCACCGCGCACACGGGCUCCCUGACAGGCGUCCCAGACCUGCACCAAAUAAGAGCUCAUAGAACAGAGUCUUCAGCUUGGCUGUUCCAGGACCUUCUGGGAGCGGGGGUGGUGGUGGGGAGGGUGUCCAGGGCCCUGCGGUAGUAAACACCAACAUACAAACAGGACAGCACGUGGCUGGUAGCAGCUGCCACCUCCCCUGGGACCCAGCCAGCGCCCCGCCCUCCCCCACCCGUGCACCGCUGAGUCCCGGGAAGUCUGACCACCUCCCUUCCUGCUUCAGUCGGGGGAGCCUGUGAUCCCGCUGGCCUGGCUGGAGUAACAGGGGUCACAUGAGCCUCGUUCACCCCUUUCCUCCGUGACCCCUUGCUCUCUCUCCUCUCUCCUCUCCUUUAUUUUGGGAUUCAGAAAACUGCUUGUCACAGACAGUUUAUUUUUUAUUAAAAAAAAAACAAAGCUUA